UGCUCUUGCCAGAGAGCAGGCAUGAAUAGUACCGUCCGGGCCCACAACCGUGCCGCUGGCAAGAGCACGGUUGUGGAUGCUCUAAUAAUCAUUCAUGGAACAUCUCUCAACUCUGAUUUCACUAUGCUAAUAGUGCUAGUGAACACUGACAAAUCUUUUGAAGGCUUGCUGUUAAAUGAUUGCAAUAAGAGUAAGAAUACUAUGUUUUUUGCUUAAUUUAUCAAGAGAAUUAGGCGAUGAAACAAAGAAAUUGUGAUAUUUUCAUUGAUCCCUUGGAAGUGGCACAAAGGUAUCUUAAUUUUGUGGAAAAUGUUAUAAAAAGUCAUAUCAGCUAAAAGUUGUACCCCAAUUAUUAACAAACGACUGACUAACAAAAGUUUGAUGUGGAUAAGAAUUCCUUGUGACACAAAUCCACCAUGAUUUGAUUGUUGAGCAGAAUGAUCGCUCUAGCAUAUAAGAGCAUCAGCAAUGGCCCGUCCCGGCGGAAUUCCGAUCGGCGUGCCGGAAUUCCGUGGCGGACGUCCGCCAUUGUGCAUGGUAUGCACGGAUACGGAAUUCCGCCGAUGACACCGCAGUUCCGCGGCGUUACGCGGAAUUCUGUCGCGACGGGUGUGCGGACAUCCGCCAUUGCGUUGACUCACACGGACAUCCGCGCGGAAUUCUCGUUUAUUGCAUUAAAUGGAAUUUAAUGGAAUUUUUCCCUAUUUGUGUCGAAAUUUUAAUUCCGUAAACUGUUUAAUUCCGGAAAUUGUUUAAUUUGUGAAUUUGUGGUUUUUUUAAUUGUGGAAAGUCCUUCGGGAAGUCCUUGAGGAUGUCCGUCACUGUGCAGUGGGAAGUCCUUAUGAUAUGGCAGUGCAGUGGGGAGUCCGUAUGACGUGACAGAAUGUGUUUUUGGGAAUUCCGCGGGGAAUUCCGCGCCACUGCUGAUGCUCUAAUUCACUCGUAGCACACUAUUAUGCUGAAAUGUCCUUAUAUAGUUAUCCUUAACACCUUAUUGUUUUUUGGUCUUGUCUUGGUUCAAAGCACCAUUUAGUACCAUUGGAUAAAUUGAUCUUUUCCUGCCAAAACAACUAUUAGUUGAAUUCACCGAUUAUAUGUUAUUAGUUCUAUGAAAGAAAGACAUGAAUUUGAUUCUAAUCCAGUGAGUUUAGAAGAGAGAUUAAUGCCAAAUUUUUAUUCGAAUGUGGUGUGGGAUCAUCGGGAUUUUGGAGGGGGAGCAAGAAGGGACCAGAACAUGAAAACUUUUAACUAUGAAGGGACACAUAUUGCUAGAAUCUGCUGGUAUGACAAAAACCUCAGCUGUAAGAAUAUUGUGUGUGCAUGUCAGUCUUUGUAUGUGUCUCACUCGCACAGUUUCUGACACAACUACUUCGAUAUUUUGGGGGCGUUCACUUUCGCUGAUACGAUUUGAUGAGAAAAAUAUAAGCUAAGCUGCCAUGUACUUUGAUAGAUUGAUUAAUUCCAAACUUUUUUGAUCAUCUAAUCUCUCAAAUAGUUCAGUCAAUAAAUACUAGUAAUAUAUAUAUAACUAAUUAAGUUUUCUUAUUAAUAUUAGUAGGAUUUGAAUAUUCUAAAAUACUAUAAAAUUAUCCGAUAUGGAAACUAUAGCUUAAUGUAUCUUAAUUAUGUAUGUGGUUUGUUUAUGAAGAAAAAAUACUCAUUAUUGAGCUCAGUGUCCCCAUAUCCAUGCCAUAGGAUAGCUCUUCAUUAAAUUAUGUCUCACUGUUGAACAUGUAAAAACUGUACUUUUUCUUUAACACAUUCAAGCCAUGUUUCCUGAACAUGUUAAGUAAAUAUGUUUCCAAAUCGCAUAGAGCGAUUGUGUAUUUUGCAUAUUUUUUCAAUAUAAUUUCAAAUGCUUUUUGGACAUCUCAAAACAACUGCAAGAUGUUACACAGUUUUGAAACCAAGACAACUCAUACACUAAAACUACACAUGGAAAUGGGGGGACCUUCCUUGGAUCUUUUUCUCCAUUUAUACAUCAAUAUUUUCACCUAUUUCCUAUUGAAUCCAGAAAUACAAUCUGUUUUAUCUUUCACUUGCUUCGUGCUAUUUCUUUUUAUUACAAUGGAGGGUAAUCAACUGCCAUGCCAAGCUUCCUACAUGAGAAAUGCUCUAUUCAACCAGGGAUAUCUCGAUGAUCAAUUCCUUCAAUUGGAAGAUUUGCAAGAUGAAGCUAACCCUAACUUUGUGGAAGAAGUGGUCAAGCUAUUUUACUCAGACUCAGCCCGCCUUAUUCGAAACAUAGAACUGACACUAGAAAAUACUCCCUGCGACUUCGAGAAACUGGAUAAUAUCAUGCAUCAGUAUAAGGGUAGCAGCUCUAGCAUUGGUGCCAAAAAAGUCAAGAAGGAAUGCACACAAUUUCAAGAAUACUGCAAAGUUGAGAACAUUGAUGGGUGCAUGAGAACAUUCCAAGAGGUAAAACAAGAACAUGCAUCUCUGAAGAGGAAGCUUGAGAACUAUUUUCAGCUUGUAAGAGAAGCUCGAUAACUUGCUGGAGGAACGACGCUACGAAGAUGAUGAUGCCAAAUAAGUGAAUGACUGUUACUACUUGUAGAGUGGGAAACUUUUGACUAAAUAAGUAAAUGUUGCUUUCUGUAGAAUGAAAUAAAUUUUGACUAGUCGAAUACGAA
Molecule: messenger RNA, 2636 nt
Organism: Salvia splendens (bonfire salvia)
Lineage: Eukaryota; Viridiplantae; Streptophyta; Magnoliopsida; Lamiales; Lamiaceae
Product: pseudo histidine-containing phosphotransfer protein 5-like
Exons: 6
Coding region: 1783-2493 (236 amino acids)
Biological process (GO): cytokinin-activated signaling pathway; phosphorylation; phosphorelay signal transduction system
Cellular component (GO): cytoplasm; nucleus
Molecular function (GO): protein histidine kinase binding; histidine phosphotransfer kinase activity
Source: RefSeq, a predicted model, not a curated record